GGGAAGGGUGACGUCUCUCCAGUAACGUGAUUGCUGCUUCGGAAGCCGAAACGUGUAAACGCUAUAAAACGCGGUGGCGCGGCGGGCAGCUCAGAGCGUGCGGCGAGACGGAGCCCUCUUCUUCAUCCUCCUCCUCCUCCUCCUCACCCUCUGCUGCCGCCGCCCCGGCAGCCGCGCAGCGGAGAAGGGCGCACUCCCCCAGCAUCGCUCCGCUCCGCGCCCGCCCGGCCAGACCCACCGACGGACUCGCGGCUCCGUGGCGGCCAUGGAGCACCGCGGCGCCUCCCCGCUCCUCCUCGCCCUCGCCCUCCUCAGCGCCCUCUGCUGGCGGGCGCGGGCGCUGCCCCCGCGAGGCGCCGCCUUCCCUCCCGUCCCGCGAUUGGGAAACAGAAUGCCAUUUGAUGGAGCCAGUGAACCUGACCAUGCCCGUGGGUCAUUAAAGUCAGAAUCAGAUAUUUUGCAGAACACACUACCUGAAAAUGAGAAAUUCUAUUUUGAUCUGUCCAGAAUUAUUGAUAGCUCCCAGGACAGUCCUGUCAAACGCCACUCCGAUGCUGUCUUCACCGACAACUACAGCCGCUUUCGAAAGCAGAUGGCUGUGAAGAAAUACUUAAACUCAGUUUUAACUGGAAAAAGAAGCCAGGAAGAGCUAAAUCCUGCUAAACUUCGAGAUGAAGCAGAACUUCUUGAACCAUCCUUUUCAGAAAACUACGAUUCUGUAGAUGAGCUGCUGAGCCACCUCCCACUGGACCUCUGAAGGACACCUGGUAAAGUCUAUGACGAGAACAAGCUAUUUUUGAGUUCCACAUAGUAUUUCAAAGAGAUGACUUUAGUCAUCAAACCAGAACAAAUAUGUUGUGAAGUGAAAGUUGUGAUAUAUUUGUUUCUUACGUAAUAAAAGCUGAUAUUUACAUUGUAAAUAUUACUCUAGCAUUCUCUACUGAAAGCUGUACAUAUGGAUGCCAGUUUAACUCAUAAGAAGUCUGUGAGUCCAUAUGCUGUAAAUCCUUUACUUCAAUAAAUUCAUUUGAAAAUGAGUGUGCAGCUGAAAAGAGCCCAUCAUGACUAAUUAAUUGGCUUAAUUUAGGUGUGUUCCAACUUCAGACAAACGUGUAAUAAUAAGGAACCAUUUCUAGACAGCCUCAUAAAGAACAUGUGACAACAUGAGGGGAAGAAUGUCCAAAGUGUGUAAAACUGCUUUACAAAGAUCUCUGAAGGUUAUUGCCAAGAAAUGCUUUUCUAGCAGUUUACCAAGCAACCAAGUAACUAGAAAAAAUUAAUAAGAAUUCAAAAUUUUUUGACCUCCAGCAGUACCUCUACUUCUGGUUCACAUUUUUAAUAUUUCACAGCAUAUAAAUUAUAUCAAGACCACAAAUGUCUCCUUUAUUUUCAGUGGUGUUUUAGAUGCUCUGGGGCUGACAAAGCACUAAAAGAAUGCAAUCUUUUGACUUGUUUGAUGCCUAAAGUCAUCAGUAAUUCUAUAUUUAAUUGUCUGUAGCUUUGAUGAUGAAACUAUUGCUUAUAUAUAAAAUAGACCUGAAGACAGUUUACUAUUUUUUCAGAAUGAAUGUAAUUUACAGAAUAUGCAGACAAUAAAUCAUUUUAUUAUCAUGGCAACCUAUUACUGGUUUGAAUCAGUGCUACAGCUACCUGGAACAACAGAGGUUCCUGUAAGUGCUGUCUGUGCUGUAGUAAUAGGGGGAGAUAAUAUUUUUUAACUGAUUUAUGGGAUAUUAUUUUAGAAAGACAACUAAAUAAACCUACGGUCCUCUUUUCUGUAGAUUUCUAUUGUUGUAGAUGAUCAUGGAACUGAAAAUUUGCAGCUGUUUGAGUCACAGCACUGAUGUAGAAAGUAGAAAAACUUAUCAGACCUACUUACAAGCUCAAUUUGGAAUUUCAAGUGUAUUUAUAAAUCAUACAUAGGCACACAUAGACAGCGAUAAAACUGAUUUGCAAGUUUCACUUACAAGUUUACUGUUCUCAUUUAGAAAGAAACUUCUAACAUGAUAAAAUCUUAGGUUUAUGGAGACUGGUUCUCAUAAAUAUGUAGCCCUCCGAUUUGCAAUUUUUUUGAAUAUUGGCAACUGCAUGUCAAAAGAAAACCAGCUUUCACAGAUCAGGUGCUAAUAUUGCUAUUUCUAUCUAGCCUUGACAGAAUCUAUUUUAGCCUAAGCCAAUGAGUGCUUCACAAAAGUUAUAUUUUCACCAAAUACAUAAUUUUGAAGUUGCCUUUUGAAAAUUAGUUUUCCACCCCCAAUUCCUAUCAUACUAUGAACAUCUGAAAGCAAAAUCAUCUUUGUAAGUACUUGAAGGAUACUAACAGACAUGCUAUAAUAAUUUUUUAGAAAUUUUCCUCAGUGUAGUUUCAACAAUGUUAGUAUUUCUGUGAGAUGCAGUCAUUAAAAAAUAAGUGAAAAAAAACCAAUGAAAACCAAAGCUGCGUAUGGUCUUUAUACACAGAAUUCUUUUAAAAUGGAUAUAAUUCACUCAAUUUAAAGUAUCAAAAAUUAGACUAAUCAAACUUUUGACUACACAAUUCCAGAAAUAUUUUUUCCUAAAUUUUUCUUUUAAUUAUUUUUUUUUCCAGCUUACCAAUAAGGCAUCUGAUGGAAGAAAUUGUCUUUCAUGUCCAAUGUAUUACCUUCCUGAUAUGCUGAAUUUUGUGCACAUUGUAGCAAAGCCUAGCACUGACAAGGGAGGCACUAACUUAGAGGAUAAUACUUUUGUCUUUUGUCUUUGACUUUCCAUAGGGGAUUUGAAGACAAAUUAAUACAGUGAGAGUAGUUAAUUGAGGAAGAGGGGACAUUGUUCACCUCAUGCCCCGGGGCAAAUGGUCAGGGUAAGAUUAAAUGAUGAAAUUGAAGAGAAAUUGUAACAUUUCACUGAAUGACACAAGUUUUCAUCUUGUCAAUGAUUUGAUAUAUCCCACCAAUCCUAAAGCCCAUCUGCAAAAUGUCUUAAGAGUGGAAUCAAAACAUUUCAAUUAGGAGAAUGAAUGCGUCAGCUCCAAAGGGAGUGUUGGGAGAACUGCUAGGAGGAAAAAAAUACCCAGGAGCUUUAGAAGAGCACCACUGGCAGGGAAAAUGCAACCACUGGGGAAGGAAUAAAACUGUGAUGGGUUAUUGAGGUAUAUAUUAAAGGAACAUCUCACCAUAUCGCUUCAGAAUUUCAUUUCUAACACAUGGUAGGAAUACCUGUGGUCUCACAGGAUAGAACUAAUUAGUUUUUGUUUUAUCAAAUGGGGUUAGCUUUUUAAAGCUUCCCUCUGGAACUCUUAAAGAAAGGUUCAGAAUCACCUUUAAGUGCGUCUUCACCAGUGCUAGAAGAGGGUCUUUUUUAGGCCUAAAAUCCAUAGAGAGGAAUUUCAUGCUUGUGUGCAUCUGUGCAUCUAUCAUCCAUUCAAGAACAGUCAGAAUUGUGUAUGACACCAUGAGAAUUACAAAAGUUGACAAAACAAUUUAAGAUUAUAGCCAGUAAAGCACAUUAAAAACUAAUAAAACCCUAACUGCUCCUCUGAUAUUUUAAAUGGAUUUGAGGGGCUAUGAGUGUUUGUUCCACCUGAAAGUCUGAGAAAAAUGUUCUGUUUAAAACUAUGGAAAUGGAUAGCUUUGAUCCAAUAGUUACAAUUUCAUGUAUAGGCAUAUUGAGUUCUCCCCAAAGAUGGAAAGAGUUGUGUGCAUACAGGAAUAAUUUAUUUGCAUGCAAGAUGUUUGGGGCAGGGAGAUGGAAGAGGCUGCCAACUGCCUUUAGUGAUGCUACUUAUGCUUUCCACUACCUCUUUUAUUUUUCUUAAUUUUUUCUCUCCCUCCUCCCACUGACCACGGGCUUUGCCACACUUUAAUAAUCUCACUGUUGCCUUGCAACGUCGGUGUAUGAAUGUACCUUUCCUUUUGAGAAGAGCAAUUAGAGCAGAAUUUAAGUUUAGAGCACAGCAAUUAAAGAACUACUGGCCUUGUUGAUGGAGAGGAGCAUUGCAGAGGACCUGGCACCAUCAGGUUUAUAGGAGCAGAUUUGUAGGAGUAGUAAACAGUCCCUGACUUACCGCUGGAGACUUCCCAUUUGCUGUGUGAGUGGCAGGGAAGGCUGCAGAUCCUCUUCUUGGAUACAUCAAACAGAACGCGUGUCCUCCCGGGGCUCGCGCUGGCUCAGGCAACCAUGAUAUUUUCAGCUUUUCUGAUCUGAAGCAGUCCCAGACAAAUUGCUUGCCAGCUUGCCAAAUUGGUUUAGAACUGGAAGUAGGAAACCAGGCACCCAUCUUUUACACCAAUCUUUAAAAAGUCCAGAGAAUAAUUUGAUGCAUAUUCUUCUUCUGAUGUAAACAAACAGGAAAGGUUUUAUUUCAGUUUUGCACACAGAUACAUGCAGGCCACUUAAGGAGAGGAAAAAUCCCAAUUUUUCCUUGUGAGCAUAAAUAUUUUCAAAAACUUAAUUAAUCAACAUUUAUAAAUAAAAAUAUGACUGAUUACUCAAAAUUAAACCAAAAGUGACAUAAAUAAUAAUGAUACAGUAAAAAGAGAUACAUAUCUAAAUAUCAACAUUAUCAUGGUAGGAACAAUAUUUUCAGUAGAGAAUAUUUUUGGGAAAGAAUGAGGGUUGUUUCCAUAAUGAGAUUAAAAAAAAGAGUAAAUUAUGUUGUUAUUCCCCAUUGAGUAGAUUAUUUAGUGUUAGAUCAACUUUUGCAUAGAAUAAUAUGCUUAGAAGAAUGUACACAAGAAAGGUGCAUAAGAUUCAUUUUCUGUAUCCUUUUCUAGAACUGCUCUGAACAUUUCAGUGAGACCACAGUAUCUAAUAGCCUAAGUCAUUUCUAAACAUGAGAUAGAAAUGCUUUUAGUAUGUAGAUGCAGUUAUUUAAUAGUUUUCUAAUGAGAACUUAUCCAACAAAAAUCCUGUUUUUGGAGUGAUGGGAAAGUAGAAGAAAAUCUAAAACCAGUCACUGUCUUCUAUUAGGUGAGCUAUAUCUGUGAAGACCUUUCUACUUAGGAAAUGUAUUCAGAGCAGCAACUUUCAUCAGUAGUUUAUCAAAUAGCAAAGCUGUUGACUGGGAGGUGUCAAGUUGUUAAACAUCAGCUUUUUGGUAGAGAAUAAUUCAUUUAUAUGGAAGCCUUGAAGACUCCUAGCUGUUUGCAUGUUUUAUACACCAUUGAAUUGUUUUUCACAGAAAAUGGUCACAAGUAUCUUUGACAGAUGUCUUAUCACCAUUUGUAUCUAUUCUAACACAGUUCUUAAUCUUUGUUUUUCAGACAGUCCCUCUUCCCAUAAUCACAGCCAGAACAUCUGCACACUGAUUUAAGCAAGCAAUUUUCUCUUAUUAGGGUGUAUAGAAAGCAAACUAUUGCAUUCUAGGAAGAGUCUUCAUGAAAAGGCUAAAGAAAUAUAAUUUAUGCAGAAAGACUGAGUCUUGGCUAAAAAAAAAGAAGAGUUUGAGAAAUUCAAGAUUUGGUGUCAGAAGUUUUAGUCCCAUCUGAUGAUUCCUUCCACAGCAGUGCACUGUACUUGGAGUUCCAAAGCUGGUGCCAGAGCUGUGGUCUUGUGCUUGUAGUAAGAAAGAAGAAACCAGUAAAUGUGGAGGUAGAGCAGGUAAAGACUAUGUCUUCAGAAAACUACCUGAUGUCAAACUCAGCUCAUACAGGGCUGUUUCUCCCUGUAGGUUUAAGACUCUUGCUUUGAGAAGAAAUAGCCAUCUCUUGCUGUCAGAGGACCUCACAUUACAUAAGUUCACUCAUUAACUUAGCCCUCAGGAGCACAGCUGGGUUGUUUGUCCCCUAGUUCUGCUGCUGCACAGAUCUAGCAGCUGUACUUUUUGGGAACCUUCUUUUUACUGGCAGCCUAAACUGACCCACACCUUUUCAAACAUUUCUUACCAUCUGAAUCUCCUUUUUGUUGGAUUUCCAUUACUCUUCUCAGGGUUAUGUAUUCCUAGAUGUAUUUAUAGACUACUCUUCCCUCUCAGCCCCGCUUUUUUCAGCUGCAGAAACAGUUUGUCUUGUCUAGUCUUAUAAAUGAAUCCAUGUUUCCAAGACUGUGCUGGAGCCCCAUGCCCAGUGGGCCCAUGUUCUGUAAUGAGUUGAAUGUUCCUAAAUUACUGUUUGCUAACUGAAUCUGAAAGUCUCUUCUAUAUUGCAGACAUUUAGGAAAAGUGACUAGUGGUUUUGCGGGUCUGUCUUGAAGAUCUUGCAAGAGCUGUUUUUUCAGUCUGGCUACUUUUUUUGUUGUUGCUUCUCAAACAUUUGUGAGUUUUCUAAAGCUGAGAAAAGAGAAUCGCUUAGCACUAUUGGGUAUCUUUUUUGGAGUGAGUGGAGGGGGAGGCACUUCAAUCUAAAGCAAAACUCCAUUCUUAAAAAUGCAACUGCCCACAUUACUGGGUAGUUUCACCUAGAUCUCUGCAUCCUUUUUACAUGGCUAUAGCCAAUAUUUUUAAUUCAACUUCCUUAAUCUGCAGCCAAAGGAAAUGACAAACGCAGCCCUCAUGCUGCCCUUCCAUCCUCUGUGAUUCUGGACAGACAUGUGGUAGCAGGAGCAGCCCUGGUUCUUUGCUGACUUUUGGCAGCCUAAGGAGGAGAAAACGGAGAUCAGUUCACACCGAAGCCCUAGCGCACUAUCGGGGAGAUUAGGGUAAAAACAGCUAUAUGUCCUCUGACUUGCCCUGUCAGUAGUAAGUAGUAUAGUUCACACACUGGCUUGUCAUCCACAUUAAUUCUUCAAAAAGAAGAUGGAAGAAAGCCAGACAAGCACUCAUUUGUGUAUUUAUGUUGUGUAUAUUAAAAUGUCAUACUAAAGUGUAAUACCAGUGAUGCUAAGGGGCUGAGCCUCUCCUUUCAUCCAUAGCUAAAGGAUUACAACAGGGAUUACCUUCUGGAUCAUUAGUCUACUGCUGGGCAGGAAUAAAGAAAUCCAGCUGAGUGGACUACUUGGGUCAUCGCUCUUUGAUUUAUGAUUCAUACUCUGUUCAGUACAGGUGAGAACACAAGUGCUCAAUGUACCCUACUUUCAUAGAGAAGGGGUUUGAUUCUGUAAAGAUCCAAUUUAAUUGGGUAUUGCCCAUUUGGUAACUUUCAGGCUCCAUUUAAAUGUAUUUUCCCAAAGAAUGGCUAAUUCAAAAUUUCAUUUCCCUAGCCUUAGCACUGUUGAAUAGCUUUUUCAGAUUUACAAUGUUCUGAAUGGUUCUGGAAUCAUAUAUGAGGUAAUUAGAUUGCUUUUUGGUGUUGGAACAAACAGAACUUCACCUGGUAAAGUCAGAAUGACAUUUCAAGGGGACUUUUCCUUGCCUAUGCUUUAUAAAUAGGUUUGCAGGAUAUGAUUAGUAAGAAAGUCCAUGGCCACUAGAAAACCUGUUCCUGUAAAAAGAACUAAUCCAUAUAAAAGUUCUAUGUUAUAUUUCUAAUUACAUUACCUCUUAACAAUUCUCUGAGAGAAAUCUAUCAGAAAUUCUGCCUCAAAGACAUAUUAGGUUUUAUAUGAAUUUUUGUUUGUUGAAUGAUGUUCUCAGUGUAAAAACAGCAUGCUACAUAAUUAUAAUGCAUACAGACUAUGAAAUUAUUUCCUGUUAAAAAGUGAAGAAAUCAAUGGAGGAGAACUUAUCCUUCAGUAAAGCCACAGCCUUACUCUGUAGCUGCAACAGAAGACCACAGCAGAAAAUAUUAUAGUUUCAAGGACUUCUUCACUCUUUCUGGUAAAAUUUAAGGCAGAUUUCAAGCUGUUGUAACCUGCAUUGUGUGAUUACAUUUCUCAAGAGCUGUGUAUUGGUAUAGGAGUUUGACAGGUUCAGGAACCAGAGUCUUCCAAAUUCAGCUGAGUAACGAGCAUUCUUUUUGGCUAGCUCUGACUGGUCAAGAAUUUUUUUCUAAUGUGCAUUUCCCUGGGUAGCUACCAUUAUUUUAGACUUCAUGACUGGACAUAAACAAAGCAGUUUGAAAGAAUUACUCAUUGUAACUUAUUUAUAUCACAGAGUGACACUAAAGAAAGAGACAAGUUCAUGAAGUAUUAUCCAUUGUAGGAGAAUCUGCUACUGUAUAAAAUAAGAGCAAUCUGAGUCCUUACUAAUUUUAAAGUAAAAUCUGAUAUUUAUUUGAAGAAUUGUUAAACAUUUACAUAUUUUUUCUAGGUUCUACAUUGUCAUCUUCAGAAGCAGAGAUUUGGUUAGAUCUAAUUUUCUGAGAUUUUUAGCUCAAAUCUUGGAAAAAACUUCUAGUUUUUAAUGCUUACAUGCACUAGUCACAUCCCAUAAAUCUGCUAGAGGAAUUACCCAUAUCCAAAAUAACUAAGAGAAAAGAUUAAUUCAUAUUUUUAGUUUUUUGCCGUUUCAUCUAUGUCAGCUUUUCAGAUGUAUGUUGAUUAAAGACUUUCAUUCAGUCAAUAAUUUUAAGUAAAGUGUACAAAUAACAAGUUACCAAUGAUAUCUGAUCUAGCUGUCAUUUUUCUUUUGCAUUCUGCAACUUAGAUAUAAGCUUAAACUGGUACAUAUUGCUAAUGUUUUGACAAGGAAAUGGAGUAAAACCAAAUAAGAGUAAAUUGAAAAAGAACUUACAUUCUAUUUAUACUUGGUAGUAGUAGAAAGUUUUAAGCUGAACCAUACAAACACACACACCAACAUUUAUUUGACUUCUUAAAGCUGGUUGUGCUGUAACCAAGGCAAAUGAAUGUUUUCAAUCUUGUUUUCGUUUGCUAGUAUUCCCUGCCAGCAAACAAGAAUUCCAAGAAACUGGAUUUUGAAGAGUGUGUCAAAUAACUUGAUUUAGUUAGGAGACAAUUUAUUUAAUUAAUGAACUGCUCAUGUCAUGAUAAAAUAUUUGGAGAACGCUUGAAAUCAAAGUGCUCUUCAGACACAUUAUCCUUCUAUUUUGUUGAAGGAGCCUGCAUGUCUAAGACUUCUCUGGGUUAUUGAGGCUUACAGGAAUGUGACCCUUUCUCCAGAUGCACAACGGCUGUAGCCAUAUCGUGGAUGAAGCUCACUGUUAUUAGCUUUGUCAAAAGUAAUUGUGUAGAGUUACAUUUAAUUACUGUGAAGAUUGUGAUUUCAUGGGUUCCUGAUACUUCAUAUUCCUGGUUAAAUUUCUUUUAGCCAUGAAGAUCUUAAAAAUAUUUCCUUAGACACAAAGACCUGUUACUAUAACUGUAGUAUGUAAUUAAAACCACCAUUUUGUAUUUGUGCAUUGAGUCUUAUAUUAAGUAUAUAGAGUAUGGAUACUAAAAAAUAGUAGCUUGGUGAAUUGGAUUUUUAUUUUUAUUUUAAAUAUAACUUCAAAAUAAAACAUCACCUUACAGUUGAUAUUUCUUUCCAUAAUUUUCAUAAUUUCCUUUUUAUUCCAUCAAGAAUAAAUACAUAGGAGAAAGAAAGCAUAAACAAAAAGUUCCAUAAUGCUUGUGGAAGACGAGUUUGUGUAAAUUAGCAGAGAAUAAAUUUAGGUGAGAAAUGAGGAAAUUUCUCGAUAUCACAGAGAUGAAAUUAUGGAAGUAUGUUCCAAUUUGAAUUUAAAGUUACUACUUCAUAAAUUUAGUGCAUUUAUGAAACUGGCAAUUUGAUAUGGUUCUGUGAUAGCAAGGACUAGAUCACAAAUAUCCAAGGGAUCUGAGUGCUCUCUUCCAAAUCAACAUAUAAGAAAAUCACAUAUCAGCAAAUAGUAAAGCUUUUCACUGUGGCUAUCUGUUGUCAAACUAACAAGGUUUCACACUGGCUGUUUUAUUGUAUAGAUUUAUAGAUUGAGAGAGACUUAGAUGGUUGAUAAUUUCACAUGUACUGAUUUUACUUUUUAAAAUAUAUCAAUAAUUGCAGCUAUGUAGAGAAUAAUUAAUAUUUUGGGUCACAAAAGUCUUCAAGAAACAGUGAAAUCUCCUACAUAAAAAAAUAUCACUCAGAACUAAGGAAAUCUACAU
Messenger RNA from Zonotrichia albicollis (white-throated sparrow), 9870 nucleotides. RefSeq names its product vasoactive intestinal peptide (gene VIP). Gene Ontology annotation, cellular component: extracellular region; neuron projection. Gene Ontology annotation, biological process: epinephrine secretion; regulation of protein localization; adenylate cyclase-activating G protein-coupled receptor signaling pathway. Gene Ontology annotation, molecular function: neuropeptide hormone activity; peptide hormone receptor binding. NCBI's taxonomy places the organism in Eukaryota, Metazoa, Chordata, Aves, Passeriformes, Passerellidae. The record is from RefSeq and is a predicted model, not a curated record.